This is a messenger RNA of Durotheca rogersii, 2697 nucleotides long. RefSeq names its product DUF21-domain-containing protein. Bases 309 to 2402 code for a protein of 697 amino acids. The transcript has 3 exons. Gene Ontology annotation, cellular component: intracellular membrane-bounded organelle. Gene Ontology annotation, biological process: magnesium ion homeostasis. The record is from RefSeq and is a predicted model, not a curated record. NCBI's taxonomy places the organism in Eukaryota, Fungi, Ascomycota, Sordariomycetes, Xylariales, Xylariaceae.
GUUAGUGACGGCGCGGUCGUUGGACCGUAUACUGGUUGGCUCUUCCGUCGACUAGCCGAAUUACUUCCUAGGCAACGGGAAUUUGUAGCGGGUGACACCGUUUCGGGGAUACCUCUCGUCUUGGUUGCUCGGCCUCCGAGCGCCUGCGAAUCGCCGAAUCGAAAGGAAUUCCUGUUGAGAAAGGAACGUCUGUCUUUACCGUUCUGUUUUUGUUCGCUCGUCUUUAAAUAAUAAAAAAAGCAGUCCCUUCCUCCGACUGUACCGCGUUUCGACCUGCCGACUGGUAUCCAUCUCAAUUGAGACAAAGCAUGGGAAUCGACGGUGUUCUUCGCGCCCGGACUGUUGUACUUGGCGUAUCUCGAGCUAUCUUCCUCUCGCUGGGCUUCGCGUUCGCUGCCCCUCUGUCUCCCGUACACCCGUCUCAACACUACGACGACGAUGUUCCCGAAGCUGACGGCGGCGCCCUAUGGGUGCUCUUCGCCGUAUCCAUGGCCCUCGUGCUCUUGGGGGGCGCCUUUGCCGGGUUGACCAUCGCUCUCAUGGGCCAGGACGAAAUCUACCUACAAGUAAUAUCCCUCGACCCCGAGGAACCUCAGCGGAAAAAUGCUAAACGCGUUUACGACCUUCUUAUGAGAGGUAAACACUGGGUGCUGGUGACGCUCCUCCUGUCCAAUGUCAUCGUCAACGAGACCCUCCCCGUUGUUCUGGACAGGUGUUUUGGCGGUGGCGUUGCCGCGGUUGUCGGCAGUACCGUCUUAAUUGUUAUUUUUGGCGAGAUCUUCCCUCAGUCUAUAUGCGUUCGCUACGGUCUCCAAAUUGGCGGUUACAUGUCGAAACCCGUCCUCUUCCUCAUGUACCUCAUGGCCCCCGUCGCGUGGCCCACUGCGAAGCUUCUCGACUGGAUGCUCGGCAAAGACCACGGGACCAUAUACAAGAAGAGUGGCUUGAAGACGUUGGUGACGCUUCAUAAGUCACUGGGCGAGGUCGACGAACGGCUGAAUCAAGACGAGGUCACCAUCAUCAGCGCCGUCUUAGAUUUGAAGCGCAAGGCUGUCGAGGAGGUCAUGACGCCCAUGGAGGAUGUCUUCGUCAUGUCAGAGGACACGGUACUGGACGAGAAGACUAUUGAUCAGAUCCUCGACGCGGGGUAUUCUCGUAUACCGAUUUACCAAACCGGCAAUCCGACAAAUUUCGUCGGUAUGCUUCUCGUCAAAAUUCUCAUUACGUACGACCCCGAGGACGGUAAGCGGGUUAAGGACUUUGCUCUUGCUGCCCUCCCCGAAACCCGACCGGAGACCAGCUGUCUGGACAUUAUCAACUUCUUCCAGGAGGGGAAAUCCCAUAUGGUGCUAAUCUCGGAGUCCCCCGGCGAUGAUCAUGGUGCCCUGGGAGUCGUCACUCUCGAAGAUGUGAUAGAAGAGCUGAUUGGAGAGGAAAUCAUUGACGAGUCGGAUGUUUAUGUCGACGUCCACAAGGCCAUUCGUAGAACUCAUCCUGCCCCUAAGGCUAGGGCUCUGCGGAAAGACAUGUUGAUCAGCCAGAUAGAAGCCAGGGAGGGAGCGCUUAUCGACAUUGAGGAGGAGGAUGGGAAACCCGAUCAACUUAGGAGGACUAUAUCGCUUAGCAGUAGGACCGAAUCAUCCAUCCUCGGUACCAGCCCGAAGGUGGCGACCCUGUUGAUGCGAAGGCGCUCCGGGGGCCAGGAUGGUCAACUGGGACAAGGCCCGAUACCGGUCAAGGCCAACUUUGGAGACAUUAGGGAUCACUUCAAGCACCUUGGCCCGUCGAACCCAGCAUCGAACCCCAAGAGUUCACGAGUUGCAGCUGUUAAAAUCAAGCCAGGCCGGGCCGGAUUGAGCCCUGCUGUCGACACUGCGGACAGCGCGGAAAACGCCGCGGACGAGCGCACGAGUCUGCUAAGGCCACUGCUGAACGCGAAGGACGGCAUCCAAGCCCUCCAGCAAAGCUACACCGAGCCCUCCGGCGCCGCCGCCAGCCCUCGUACCUCGCCCGAGAUCGCAGCCAGCGUCGCAGACGGAGUCUCGGACCACGUCGACCAGAGCACGCAGACCGGGGCCGACGCCGCCGGCACCCGGAGCCACGCGUCGCCGACGCGGAGCUCGACGACGGACAGCGCCGAGAGCGGCCGCGAGACCACGGGCCGGCGCAGGGGCCACGUGCGCAGCGGCAGCAUCACCGAGAACAUCAUCGAGUCCGGCGGGAUCCGCAAGGUCGUGCUCGAGGCGAACAGCAGCUCGUCCGAGGAGGACGAAGGCGCGGGGCUGCACCCCCCGCGCUCGGCGGUCUCGUCCACCCAGGGGGACGGCCCGUCGGCUCCUCCGACCGCGCCCAGGGGCGACAGGAAGAAGAACCGCCGCAAGAAGAGGAGCGGCGGGAAGUAGUAGUUACGGGCUCUUUGUAUCUUUGUGGUGUGGGAGCUAAUACGGGAGAGCAGACAAGGGGGGCGGACAUAAAAUUAGCUAGCUAUUGGGCUGGCGGGGACGGGGUGGCGCUCCGAGCUCCGAUGCGAUAUGAUUAAUACCACUAAUACGGCAUUUUACACGAUGGGGUCGGCGACCCAUAUCUCACCCACCUUACCGGUGGUGGCAGACCCCGGGGCAGGGACGGGGGGGGUGGGGGGAGAAUGUGCUCUAAGUGCGCGCGCGCGCUCGCAUGUGUUUAACGACACACGUGUAG